AUGUGUGCAGCUGAACCGGCGGUGCUGUGCAUCGCGGGAGACCUGCUCUCCGACAUGGACCACUAUCCGACCGAACACUGCACGCACCUUAUCUACCGGGACAUGAUAUUCUUCUCGGAACACAAGUGGUUCAUGCCGAAGGAGGACGAGCAAAGCUUUAAGCAGUUCAAGGAGCUGCGCACCAAGACGUCACUUCCGCUUCUCGUGGGCGUGUCGGCCGAGCAUCUAUCGGACUUCUACGCGCGGCUGUGGCGAAACCCGCCCAAGAUGGGACACUUCGCGCGCAGCGCCAUCGAGUGGCUCAACCUGCAAGGAUUCGACGGCAUCGCGCUGCUCGACCAGGAGGUCAAGGCCAACGAGAUCGGCAAGCGCUACUUCCCCAUCGUCAAGAGACUGCACGACGAGUUCGCGAGGGUUAAGCGCAAGCUGCUCAUUGUGGUGGGCCUUAGCGUCACGGACCACGAAAAGACGGCGGAAGACGUGGCCGAGCACCUCGAAGAAAUCGCCAGGUACUCGGACUACUUGAUCCUCGAGACGCACCGUGUCAAGCGACAAGGGCAGUGCAGGCUCUCGCUGCCCUCGUCUUUCCUCGAGGACGGCGCACUCACGACCUCCGUUCCUAUCCGAACGGCUCUUGCGUGGAUGCGUAUCCUGCACGUCGAGAAUGAAACAGCAGCGCAACUCUGCAUUUCCUUCAACAUGGCGGCCCUCAACUACAAGAUGAGGAAAGGAGACAACACGACAUGCAAGAAUGAGCGAUGGUCCAACUUCCGUGACGUCUGCUCAAGCAAGGAGGGCUAUCAGGCCCCCGUGCAUGUGGACGGAGCCCUGAGCACGUACCGGGCCAACCAGAACGCCUGGCAGACGUACGACGAAGAGGAAACACUUCGCGAAAAGGUGGAAAGGGCUGUGACUUUGUACCCUCGUCUGUGCGUGGCUGCAUUCUACCUCGAGUACGAGGACUCCAUGGGCCUCUGCCGACCCAAGUUCGCGCGGCUAUCCGAGAUAGCCCAAACACUCAGAAGAGGCGAGCGCUCUUAA
Rhipicephalus sanguineus (brown dog tick) is the source of this 1041-nucleotide messenger RNA. RefSeq lists its product as uncharacterized. Lineage: Eukaryota; Metazoa; Arthropoda; Arachnida; Ixodida; Ixodidae. Gene Ontology annotation, cellular component: extracellular region. The transcript is spliced from 7 exons. The record is from RefSeq and is a predicted model, not a curated record. Gene Ontology annotation, biological process: carbohydrate metabolic process; chitin catabolic process. The coding region runs from base 1 to 1041 and encodes 346 amino acids. Gene Ontology annotation, molecular function: chitin binding; chitinase activity.